GAUAAUAAAUAAUAAUAAAAUUGUUUAACUGCCCACCUGCACAAAAAUACUGUGACUAUCUUUUGAUAGAAAAUUAUAAGCCUUCAGUAAAGAGUGUUUUGCAUUCGAAAAGAAUUAUUAUAGUUCUUUUAGAUUUUUCUUCACACACACAAAAGUCUUAAACAUGUUUGCCUUAUGGUAUCUUUCAUUAGCGCUCGACGAAAUUCGAAAACGUCUUGGUUGGACGUCAAUUUUCGAUAUAUUCAAGAGCAAUAAAAUAGCAACCGACAGAGCUAUUGAACAAAAGCCAGAACCCAUUAAAGUGCCUACACCAAAGACACCAGAACCAGCCAAACCAGCACCAGUUGUGCAACCAGAAGCCAAGCCAACGCCACCACCAAAGCCUGCUCCAAAACCCGAUCCACCAAAACCUAAAGCUGAAUCACCAUCAGCUCCUCCAACUGCGGAGCCUAUUAAAAAUGUCACACCAAAGAUCUCAUCAGCUGAAAGUAUGGAUAGAAAAAUUUUCGGAGCAUCAAAGAAUCUCGAAAACGGCGAAAGCAAACCUAAAGCAAAUAUUAAAGAGGCUACAAGUUCAUUCCUUGAGGGUGAAGGACAGGCUCCUCCAACAUUCACACAAACAAAAACUAUGACUUUAAGAAACAAAUCAGACACUAUGGUUGACGCCGCUGUUCUACAAAAAUUGGAAGAUGGAUUCGCCAAAUUGGCUGCAUCCGACUCAAAGUCCUUGCUGAAGAAGUACUUGACCAAGGAGGUCUUCGAUAAUCUAAAGAACAAGAAGACCCCAUCAUUCGGCUCCACUUUGUUGGAUGUCAUCCAAUCUGGUUUGGAGAACCAUGAUUCCGGUGUCGGUAUCUAUGCUCCCGAUGCUGAAGCCUAUUCAGUAUUCUCUGAACUCUUCGAUCCCAUCAUUGAAGACUACCAUGGUGGAUUCAAGAAGACAGACAAGCAUCCAGCUCGUGAUUUCGGUGAUGUGAGCACAUUCACCAAUGUCGAUCCCAACAAUGAAUUUGUUGUAUCAACCCGUGUCCGUUGCGGUCGCUCCCUGCAAGGUUACCCAUUCAACCCAUGCUUGUCCGAGGCCCAAUACAAGGAAAUGGAAGAGAAGGUUUCCAGCACCUUGUCCGGCUUGGAAGGUGAAUUGAAGGGUAAAUUCUACCCAUUGACUGGCAUGGAGAAGGCCGUUCAACAGCAACUCAUCGAUGAUCAUUUCUUGUUCAAGGAGGGUGAUCGUUUCUUGCAAGCUGCCAAUGCCUGCCGUUACUGGCCAUCUGGUCGUGGUAUCUACCACAAUGACAACAAAACUUUCUUGGUCUGGUGCAAUGAGGAGGAUCAUCUCCGUAUUAUCUCCAUGCAAAUGGGUGGUGAUUUGGGUGAGGUCUACCGUCGUUUGGUAUCAGCUGUCAAUGAGAUUGAGAAGCGUAUUCCAUUCAGUCACGAUGACCGUUUGGGUUUCUUGACCUUCUGCCCAACCAACUUGGGAACCACCAUCCGUGCUUCCGUGCACAUUAAGGUACCAAAAUUGGCCGCCAACAAGGCUAAGUUGGAAGAAGUCGCUAGCAAGUACAACUUGCAAGUGCGCGGAACCCGUGGUGAGCACACCGAAGCCGAAGGUGGCAUCUAUGACAUCUCAAACAAGCGUCGUAUGGGUCUUACCGAAUACCAAGCUGUUAAGGAAAUGUACGAUGGUAUCACCGAGCUCAUCAAAUUGGAGAAGAGCUUGUAAGGAGGAUAUCCUUAGCGCAUUUUUUUCCUAUUCUUUACAUUUUUUAAUUUAUGUAUUAUGAGCGAUGGAAAACUAAACAAAGAAAACAAAAAAAAAGAACAACAGCUAAUGUGUGAAAACCAUCUAACAUUUAAAAACUAAAACAAAAAUAUAAAUUUUUAAUUUUAAGCCUUAAGUUUAUAAAUAAAAAAAUAAAAAAAAAAAAACAAAAAACAAUUUUAAGAAAGAAAAUCUAUAGAUGCGUGAUUUAAAAAAUCAAAUCAACAAUCCACCAAAAAAGUAUUUAAAAACAAGAAAGAAGCAUCAGUUCCACUUGUGCUCUGGAAGCACCAUCUAACUUAGGCCUGGUGGGAUUGUCAUGAUGAUGAACAAACAACAAGCAUUGUAUAACAAAUUUUAGAACAUCCAAAAAAUAAUUGUUAUGGAAUAUUAAUAAAAGAAAAAUAAACGUGAAACGAAAUAAUACAAUUUUUAA
Molecule: messenger RNA, 2201 nt
Organism: Episyrphus balteatus (marmalade hoverfly)
Lineage: Eukaryota; Metazoa; Arthropoda; Insecta; Diptera; Syrphidae
Gene: Argk1
Product: arginine kinase 1
Exons: 4
Coding region: 164-1726 (520 amino acids)
Biological process (GO): phosphocreatine biosynthetic process
Molecular function (GO): creatine kinase activity
Source: RefSeq, a predicted model, not a curated record